ACCGCCGCUUACUCCAUCAUCGUCAUUCAUCAGCUAGCUAGCUAGCUACGCGAAGGAUACGAUUCAUCAAGCAGAAAGAAAAAAAAAGCAAGCACGGUGCGUGGUGCAAGCAAUACGCUAGCUGCUCAAGGAAGAAAGAAAGAAAGAAGCAUGGACAACAAGAGCGUCGCCACCGCCCGCGGCGUCAAGGUGACCUACAUCGAGACGCAGUUCGUCACCUCCGACGCCGCCGGCUUCAAGGACCUCGUGCAGCGGCUCACCGGGAGGUCCGCUACUCCGCCGGUGCCGCACAGGCCGCGCCCGUGCCGACGAGACUACGACUACGGCCGCCGGGGCACGGCCGCCGCCGGAGCUGAUGCUGGGCAAGGCUACCGUUACGCGGUGGCGCAGACGCGCCCGCCGGCCGUUAUUACCAGCCGCACGCCAUCGUACCUGCACGAGGACGGUAUGGGCGGCCUGCUGCACGACAUCGACAUGUGCGACUUCUCCGACUUCUUCUACGUCGGUGCCAGCCAUCGGAGCGACGGCGGCGGUUUCCCAUAUUGAUCGACGACGUAUAUAUAUGUCGGGGCCAUGCAUGGAUGGAUCCAGAUUAUUGGAUCAUUUUUCCUCUCUCUCUCUCUCAAUUGUUUGAGACGGCGUUUCAGUACAGUUUGUAUGUACCUGUGUACCGUACCUCUGUAAGUAUUUCGAUUCAAAUUUUGAAACUACACACGGUAUAGCUUUUGGUCCUCAUCAAGAGUCAAGAUCGAAGCACUCUCAAACUUGAAACUUAACUUGCAGUAUUUUUAUUUCAAAAGAACGAGGGUAUAUGUGCACA
This is a messenger RNA of Zea mays, 820 nucleotides long. RefSeq lists its product as uncharacterized. Bases 151 to 546 code for a protein of 131 amino acids. Lineage: Eukaryota; Viridiplantae; Streptophyta; Magnoliopsida; Poales; Poaceae. The transcript has a single exon. The record is from RefSeq and is a predicted model, not a curated record.